UGCACCUGAACGCCUCAGCUUGCCAGGGGCGGGUAAGCGCAAACUGUGCAGCAUGGCGGACGAUGGAGACAGUUCGAGCGGACCAGUUGACACAAACGGCGGGCAGGGGGCGGCGGAGGAGUCAGACGGGCUCAGCUUGGGCGGAAUGUUCCUAAAUAUCACCGUUUUGAUCCUGGUUGUUGCGGUUUGUCUGGCGGUGUACCGGCGGUGGGGCAGGCGGCUCGUAUCCGACGGGGCCCAUGGCGACGAGGCCCCGAUGCUUACCAAGAUGAGGAGACGGGACUUCACAUUGGAGCAGCUGCGGGAGUACGACGGUGUCCAGAACCCCCGCAUCCUCAUGGCCGUGAACAUGAAAGUUUUCGACGUCACCAGCGGCAAAAAGUUUUAUGGAAAAGACGGCCCUUACGGUAUCUUCGCUGGCCGGGAUGCUUCAAGGGGCCUGGCUACCUUCUGCCUGGAAAAAGACGCUUUGAGGGAUGAGUAUGACGACUUGUCAGACCUCAACGCAGUACAGAUGGAGAGUGUGAGGGAGUGGGAGAUGCAGUUCCAAGAAAAAUAUGACUACGUUGGGAGGUUGCUGAAGCCAGGAGACGAGCCGUCAGAGUACACGGACGAGGAGGACAUCAAGGACCACCUGAAGCAUGACUGAGCUGUUCCCAUCCCACUUACCAAAGCCAGAAGCCCCCAAACAGCUGUACCAGACCACCCUGGACUACCAGACCGUCUACCCAUCCUCCUGCCCCGUUCACCAGUCACUCUCUUCUCUAGUCCCUGUCCCGAAACUCUGAAUCCGUCUGGUGCUGCGGCAGCGUUGGAAGGGAAGGAUUAAAGUCUUGGCAACCAGACCUCCUCUCCCCCUCGUCAUCCUACGAAGAUGAACGCCAACAGAAAGCUAUCAGAAGGCUUGGAGGAGCUUUAUUUUAUUUGACAGCUAAAACAUCUGGGGGCUGUUAGAUGUAGUUUGACACAAAACCCCAAAGCAUCUUGCUGAUUGGUUGAGGCAGGAGAAAUGUCGGAUGGAGGUCAGUCAGGAAUCGUCUGGUCCGGGAUAAUCAUGGCGCGCCGUGGGAAACACUUCUAUCUUUUAGUCUUCGGUUUAGACGCACAGCAACUGAAUCCGCUUCAGCUUUGGAAAACUAAUCGGUCACUCUUUUUUUUCUUUUUUUUUUUUUUUUUUUUUUUUUUUCUAUUCAGAUCGCGUCCCUCCCUCCUGGAUAAGAAGGUCGUUCCUGCGGCCUGACCAAGGGAAGUUUGGCAGGCUUUGCGUUUAUCUGUGUUUGUAGUGUAUGCACUACUAGUUUUCUUUGUUUGUCACCAUGUGAUUGUAUUUGUUAAGUAGCAUAGAGGGGACAGUGUUCCAGCCACCUUUUUUUUUUUUUUUUUUUUUCCCCUUUUCAUAUUUCUUUGCGGGGGGGGUCAAAGGUCUUUGCUACAUGAAGCUUGUUUAAAAUCUCAUCAGAUGGACUAAAUCGCUGAUUGUUGGGGGCAAAAGGGAAGGUGAUCAGGCAGUUCUAAUCAAUUGAAAAAUUGUUUACAUGCCUCACAAGCCAGCUGCAGGUCUGUAGAUUCCCCUGAAUAAUGGUCCAAGUAUUAAUCGUGCCUUAUUUCGUUUGUUGCGUCAGCGCCGAUGGCUCGAGCAGAAGGUGAGUGGAAGGAUGGAGGUGUCCGUUUUGUUCCUACACUCAGCCCCCACCCCUCCCCACCCCAGUCUUAAAAGAAGGCAUUCGUUGCUUCAGUCGUCCAUGCAGAGACUAAAUGUUCCCCCACAUCACAAACCUGUACAUAGACCCAAGAAAUUACUCAGUGUUACUGCCAUAUUUAUGUAGUGGAUGAACUCCAUAUACAUGCAAAUGCUAUGUCGUAUUGGCCAACCCCCCCUCCCCCCAACGUUUGUUUUUUUUGUUUCAUUACUUUCUAUAGUUUUAUUUUUGAAUGUGGGUGAAUUUUUCAAAAUAAAUCAAAAGCGAUUAGCAGGUGUUGCAAAAAUGCUGCAGGAUUGGACCGUUUUGUUUGUAGACAUUGCUUAUCCUGUAAAUAUAUCUAUCGUUUAUUAAAGCAUGUGCAACAACAAAGUCAGCUAUGCCGAGGUUUCACCACAUGUAUUUAAAUGUCAGGCGUGCGUGCGAAUGCGUGUUUGUGUCUGUGUGAAAGAGGCAGGAAGGGAUUUGUUCAUGCAUAAUAAAUCAAUUUGGUUAAUAAUGGUAUAUC
Molecule: messenger RNA, 2208 nt
Organism: Cyprinodon variegatus (sheepshead minnow)
Lineage: Eukaryota; Metazoa; Chordata; Actinopteri; Cyprinodontiformes; Cyprinodontidae
Gene: pgrmc2
Product: progesterone receptor membrane component 2
Exons: 3
Coding region: 53-649 (198 amino acids)
Cellular component (GO): membrane; endomembrane system
Source: RefSeq, a predicted model, not a curated record